Molecule: messenger RNA, 1122 nt
Organism: Psilocybe cubensis
Lineage: Eukaryota; Fungi; Basidiomycota; Agaricomycetes; Agaricales; Agrocybaceae
Exons: 4
Coding region: 1-1122 (373 amino acids)
Source: RefSeq, a predicted model, not a curated record
AUGGAUUAUGCCUUUGAGCUAACCCAAUCCCUCUCAAACUACAUGAAGGCAAAGAUAGCUAGUCGUCUUUGGCAUGCAGAACUGCCUAAUCAAAUCCGGGAAAACUUCAGUGCUGAGACCAUGUUUGAGUGCAAUCUAGCUGUGGAGGUGAUUUUGCAGGCAUUUGAAAAUCAAGAAUAUACGACGUGGGAUGCAGAAGAAUAUUUGACCCAUCUCAGCGCACGUUGCACGGGUCAGAAUUCUGCCGUUGAGGCUCGCCUGAAAGACCAGUUUCCUCCGGUGCAUUCCACGUUACAGUACCAAACCCUGCCCGGAACUGUAAUUGAUAGUGCAGGCAACAUAUUGGUGUGGUACCUGCCAGGUAUUUUGUCAGAGACAAGGGUGGAGAGUGUGUGGAAUUCAUUACGGGAUAUUGAAACAAUGAUUCACAAGGCGGCACCUUUGGCCACAAGCUGGAGGGUCAAUGACAGUUACUUUCGACAUGAGCCAGGUUGGCUUCAACCUGGAAAUCUUAACUUUUCCCCGGCAUGGUUUCAGCAAGGCCAUGAGACGUCCAACCCGCUUGAGGUCUCCUUGGACUUGUGUAAUCCUAUUGGACAGGAGUUUAUACGAGACAUGAUGACAUCUUCGGCUUUGCUGGGAGCCAUCUUGAGCAUUAUACACCCCGAGCAGUACCGGGCGGGAAUAAAAUUUCUUCAACGGCUUGCUGCGGAACCGGAGUUCGUCCAUAAGGCCGAAAUAUUGAAGCAAAUUCUCACAAUAUGGAGUUCGCCCUUUGGAGUCAUGACCGCCAUCAGCAACCGAGAUACACCGUACCAUCGGGAUAAUGGGUCAUGCUACUCAUGGUACGAUUUUUUGAUGCCACUUGGGAAGGGUGAACACGGACGGCUUGAGCUUCCUGGCCUUGGACUUCGGUACAAGUAUGAUCCCAUGACCCUUGUUGCAAUUACCGGCAGGUUGCUUCAACACGGCGCGGUGUGCGAGGGAGAUAGGGCAGUCAUAGUCUAUUACAUGCGUAGGAAUGUAUUUAAAGAGCUGGGAGUCCAAGAGGCGGGAUGGUCUACUACGUACGAUCUUUUUGCAAAUUUACCGGCCACCAACACUUUUGAUUUUGAAAUAUGA